Messenger RNA from Pollicipes pollicipes, 1045 nucleotides. RefSeq lists its product as uncharacterized. NCBI's taxonomy places the organism in Eukaryota, Metazoa, Arthropoda, Thecostraca, Pollicipedomorpha, Pollicipedidae. The record is from RefSeq and is a predicted model, not a curated record. The transcript is spliced from 6 exons. Bases 52 to 849 code for a protein of 265 amino acids.
CCUCGCGCUGUUACGGCAGGAACCAGCACACGGCACCGCAGACCCAGAACGAUGAAGCUUCAACUUCUGUUGGUGGCGGCCUGCCUGUGUGCGGUCUCGGAUGCUUGGAUUCCCAAGAAACUCCUCAAGAAGUAUGCCAUGAAAAAGAUCAUGGGCAGCUGCUACGGUGAGGAGCUGAUGGCCGAAGUCAAGCGCGAGAUCAAGGCCGCGUGCGACAAGUGCCACGGUGAGGCAGGACCCGAGCUGCCGCAGCUGCGUAGCCAGCUGGCCUCCAUGUUUGGUGCUGCGAACGUGGCCCAACCCGUCGCCUACCAGCAUGCCGUGCAGUACGUGCCCGUGCCGGCGCCCGUCCGCUUCCAGCCGGUAUCGUACCAGUACCAGCGCCGCUGGAAGAGGAGCCACCACGGAUCCAUCACUCCGGAAAAGCUGGAGAUGAUGCGCGUGAAGGCCUCCUCCAUGGUCGGCAACAUCACCUGCGUCAUGAGGGAGAUGAAGAUGCUGGACAGCAACAACCAGGUGGACUUCGUGUCCAUCGAGAAGCGCAUCAUGGCGCUGCCGGUGUCCAAGGAGCUGAUGGAUGACUUGAAGGAAGGCAUGGAGCGUUGCCGUGACUUCGCCGCCUGCAUGCCCAGCCAGGUCUUCGAGAAGUCUCCCAUUCUGGCCGGCUUCGGCAAACAGAUGGCUUUCUUCAAGUGCUUCAAGAUGGCGAAGGUCGAGUCGUGCAUGAAGCAGGACUUCCGCGAGGACUACUACCCGAUGCUUCUGCGCAGCGGACUGGACAUGGGCGAGGACGAGAGCUUCCAGACCAUCGUCACUUCCAUGCUGCUGGAGGAGGCCACAAACAUGUAAACGCCUCCAGGAGAGCGGGCUCAGCCCAGCACGAUAGGCGUUUACACUUGGAGGACCUACCGCCUUGCUGUGGUAGAGACACUGGCUGGCUGUUUUGUGGCGUUUGUUUUGGCCCUUCGGUGUCAUUUUCCUAGAUGGAUUUCUCGGUUCGGUCCGUGUCCUAUAUGAUCUAGACGAAUACAGCUGUCAAAAUCUA